Sturnus vulgaris (Common starling) is the source of this 1494-nucleotide messenger RNA. RefSeq names its product tubulin alpha-1C chain. The record is from RefSeq and is a predicted model, not a curated record. Gene Ontology annotation, cellular component: microtubule. Gene Ontology annotation, molecular function: structural constituent of cytoskeleton; GTP binding. Gene Ontology annotation, biological process: microtubule-based process. Lineage: Eukaryota; Metazoa; Chordata; Aves; Passeriformes; Sturnidae.
GCGGUGCUGUCCAGACACGUUGCCCGUCUGUCCCGGCGCUCCAAACCAUGCGCGAGUGCAUCUCAGUCCACGUGGGGCAGGCAGGCGUGCAGAUCGGCAAUGCGUGCUGGGAGCUCUACUGCCUGGAGCACGGCAUCCAGCCCGACGGAAACAUGCCCAGCGACAAGAGCGUGGGCGGCGGGGACGACUCCUUCAACACCUUCUUCAGCGAGACGGGCGCGGGGAAGCACGUCCCAAGGGCUGUGUUUGUGGACCUGGAACCUGCGGUCAUAGAUGAAGUUAGGAAUGGGACAUACCGGCAGCUCUUUCAUCCUGAGCAACUGAUAUCUGGUAAAGAAGAUGCUGCAAAUAACUAUGCUCGAGGUCACUACACAGUUGGGAAAGAGAUAAUUGAUCUGGUUCUAGAGCGUAUCAGGAAGCUGUCAGAUCAGUGCACUGGCUUGCAGGGCUUCCUGAUUUUCCACAGCUUUGGGGGAGGGACUGGAUCUGGUUUCACCUCUCUGCUGAUGGAGCGCCUCUCAGUUGACUAUGGGAAAAAAUCCAAGCUGGAAUUCGCCAUCUACCCUGCACCUCAGGUCUCCACAGCUGUUGUGGAGCCCUACAACUCCAUCCUGACCACCCACACCACGCUGGAGCACUCUGACUGUGCCUUCAUGGUUGACAAUGAGGCCAUUUAUGACAUUUGCCGUCGGAACCUGGACAUUGAGCGCCCAACCUACACCAACCUCAAUCGCCUCAUUGGUCAGAUAGUGUCUUCCAUUACUGCUUCCCUUAGGUUCGAUGGUGCCUUAAACGUGGAUCUUACUGAGUUCCAGACUAACCUGGUGCCUUACCCUCGUAUCCACUUCCCUCUGGUGACGUACUCGCCGAUUAUUUCAGCAGAGAAGGCGUACCACGAGCAGCUGUCCGUGGCUGAGAUCACCAAUGCCUGCUUCGAGCCCUCCAACCAGAUGGUGAAGUGUGACCCGCGGCACGGCAAGUACAUGGCGUGCUGCAUGCUGUACCGCGGCGACGUGGUGCCCAAGGAUGUCAACGCCGCCAUCGCCGCCAUCAAGACCAAGCGCACCAUCCAGUUCGUGGACUGGUGUCCUACUGGAUUUAAGGUUGGCAUCAAUUACCAGCCCCCCACAGUGGUUCCUGGGGGCGACUUGGCCAAAGUCCAGCGGGCAGUCUGCAUGCUGAGCAAUACCACAGCCAUUGCCGAGGCCUGGGCUCGCCUGGACCACAAGUUUGACCUGAUGUAUGCCAAACGUGCCUUUGUUCACUGGUAUGUUGGAGAAGGGAUGGAGGAAGGGGAGUUCUCAGAGGCUCGGGAAGAUUUGGCUGCACUUGAGAAAGAUUAUGAAGAAGUGGGCACAGACUCGUUGGAUGGAGAAGAUGAAGGUGAAGAAUAUUAAAUCCAACAGUGAAUUGCAAGUCUUUGCCAUUUUACUGCCUCUUUAGUAGCAAUGUAAAUCAUGUCAACUGAUUGGAAUAAACUUCUUUAAUCAAGAA